Messenger RNA from Penicillium maclennaniae, 2016 nucleotides. Its product is annotated as putative succinyl-CoA synthetase subunit alpha. Bases 1 to 2016 code for a protein of 671 amino acids. Lineage: Eukaryota; Fungi; Ascomycota; Eurotiomycetes; Eurotiales; Aspergillaceae. The record is from RefSeq and is a predicted model, not a curated record. The transcript has 9 exons. Gene Ontology annotation, biological process: tricarboxylic acid cycle. Gene Ontology annotation, cellular component: mitochondrion; succinate-CoA ligase complex (ADP-forming). Gene Ontology annotation, molecular function: succinate-CoA ligase (GDP-forming) activity; succinate-CoA ligase (ADP-forming) activity.
AUGCCUCUGCUCUCUCUGCCAAGGCGCGUACCCCGGGCUGGACUGUGGACGAGGCGGUUCUCAACUUCGCCGUGUAGCGCUAAUUACGCGGAUACUUUGCAUAAUUUGAAAAUUGGCGCUCACACGAAAGUUCUCUUCCAGGGGUUUACUGGAAAGCAGGCUACCGCCAACGUGAAGGAGUCUCUGGAAUGGGGAACCAAGAUCGUUGGAGGCGUCAAGCCUGGUGUUGAGGGCGAACACCUGGGUCUUCCUAUCUUUCCUUCCGUCAAAGCGGCCCAGGAAAAAGCAAAACCUGAUGCAUCUGCUAUCUAUGUUCCGGGGAACCAGACAGCACAGGCUAUUGAGGAAGCCAUUGAGGCCGAGAUCCCACUCGUAGUGGCAGUCGCCGAGCAUGUCCCCAUUCACGACAUCCUUCGGAUCCAUUCAAUGCUUCAGACCCAGUCCAAGACUCGUCUUGUCGGUGCAAAUUGUCCAGGUAUUAUUUCAGCCAUUGGCAAGUGCCGCAUCGGCUUCCAACCCCUGCCCUGUUUCGCACCUGGCAAUGUCGGCAUCGUAGCCAAGUCUGGAACUUUGAGUUAUGAGACUGUCGCAUCGACAACCCGAGCUGGGCUGGGCCAGAGUCUUUGCAUUAGUAUGGGCGGCGAUGUAUUGGCUGGAACUAACUUUGUGGAUGCGUUGAAGAUCUUUGAACAUGAUCCUGAUACCGAGGGUAUUAUCCUUGUUGGUGAGAUUGGCGGUACGGCUGAGAUGGAUGCUGCGGAAUGGAUUAAGGAUUAUCGACAGCGGACUCAAAAUCCCAAACCCAUUAUGGCUCUCGUUGGUGGAUUAGAAGCGCCUCCUGGUCGCAUCAUGGGCCAUGCUGGAGCUUGGGCUGCACCUGGCGAGCCUGAUGCUCAGACAAAGUAUCAGGCCUUGGAACGCGCUGGUGCAGUUAUGGUUAAUCACCCGGAGAAAUUCGGCGAGGGAAUGAAGACUCUGCUUGGUAAUGCCAGCCGGAUGAGUACAAGCUCUAUACAUGGGACAGGCUCUCAAAAGCGAGGUCUUCAUACCAUGAGGCGCAUUACACCAACCCUGAGGCCCAUGCAUCAGCAGAAGCGCAAUCUCUACAUCAAGCAAUUCCAAGCAUUCGACAUUUUGAAGCAAAAGUCUAUUCCCGUCAACGAGGCUCCUCUCAACUCAGAUGCAUCUAUCUCCAUCUCCGUUGACCGAGCAGCUUUGUCGCCAUGUAUCAUUGCAUCUCCAAGCGCCUCUCAGCCGGACGAGGCACGCAGGUUCCCCUUUGCCUACACCCAGACCAGCUUUGAUAACAGCCCCAUUCUUGCUGACGUAUCAUCGUAUUUGGGUCUUCCCGAGUCAGCCAAGGGCAAGCUAGUUGAUCUUGUACAAGCACUGUGGGAAAUUUUCAAGGAGAAGGAAGCUUUCAACCUCGAGACUCGCGUUGGAACAUCGGCAGAUGGAGGCCUGGAAGUCCACGCUGCGAGCUUUGGAUUUGACGAUGCUGCAUUCCGUAGCUCGAAGCGUCAGAAGGAAAUUCACAGUCUACGGGAUUUCGCUGAGGCGGUCCCCGAAGAGGUUGAAGCUGAGAAGGACGGCAUUGUAUACGUCAAAUUGGAAGGCGAGGGCAGCAUUGGUACUUUAGUCAAUGGAGCUGGGCUUGCCAUGAACACUGUCGACGCUCUAACGAUUCACGGCGGCCACUGCGCCAACUUCCUCGACACUGGUGGCAAGGCCACCUCCGAAACGGUCAAGUCAUCUUUUCGGAUUAUCUGCUCUGACCCGCGUGUCAGUGCUAUCUUUGUCAAUAUCUUUGGUGGCCUGACGCGCUGCGAUAUGAUCGCCGAGGGAAUAAUACUGGCUUUCCGGGACUUGCAUAUGAAGGUUCCCGUUGUGGUUCGACUGCGCGGGACAAAUGAAGAGCUUGGCCAGAAGAUGAUUGCGGAGAGUGGACUUCCUCUCCAUGCAUUCGAUGGAUUUGAGGAUGCAGCCAAGAAGGUGAUCGCACUCGCCCAGAAGUAA